Archocentrus centrarchus (flier cichlid) is the source of this 6622-nucleotide messenger RNA. Its product is annotated as protocadherin-15-like. Gene Ontology annotation, cellular component: stereocilium; plasma membrane. The record is from RefSeq and is a predicted model, not a curated record. Gene Ontology annotation, molecular function: calcium ion binding. Gene Ontology annotation, biological process: sensory perception of sound; homophilic cell-cell adhesion; inner ear development. The coding region runs from base 197 to 6622 and encodes 2141 amino acids. Lineage: Eukaryota; Metazoa; Chordata; Actinopteri; Cichliformes; Cichlidae. The transcript has 38 exons.
ACCCCUCUCGCUUUGAAGAUUAAAGGGUUGACCACGUCUGAAGGACACUAACAACAGGAUUAGGUAUUGUGCAGUGUAACCUACUUCACAUCACUCCUGCAUCUUGUCCUCUGAAAAUUUGCGCAAUGACCUUUGGUGCACUUGGAAUACAGCGGCUGCACCCGUGAGGCGGGCAGGCAAUAAGGCUUGACAGAAGAUGCGACGGGGGUGGUGGCUUGUCAGAUGGCUGGGGACAGGAAUGGCAAUCCUCUCUUUGCUAACCCACAGCUGGGGCCAGGACACCGAAGACUGGCAGUAUGAGGAGUGUAAGCUGUCCCGGCCAGGCCCUCCUGCAACCAUAGUCACCGUUGAUGAGGAGAGCCCAAACGGUACAGUUUUGGUGGAAAACAUGCAGAUAAAUGGCCGUGCCCAGGAUCCAGGCAGAACCAUCUCACUGACAUUGCUGGAGAACUUUGACCACUGGGUGAUACUGGAACCAGCACGGCAGAGACUCUACCUCAACAGCACUGGGCGCAUUCUGGACAGAGAUCCCCCCAACUACAUCAGCACCAUUGUGGUUCAGGUGCAGUGCACAAAUGAGCUAGUUGGUACUGUCAUUUUGCACGAGGUACGGAUUGUCGUGAGGGACAGGAAUGACAACGCCCCUCGUUUUCAGCACCCACGCUACUAUGUUGCAGUAAACGAGCUCACGCCACCUGGAACAACAAUUUUCACUGGCUUCUCAGGAAAUAAUGGUGCUACAGACAUUGAUGAUGGGCCCAAUGGACAUAUAGAAUACAGCAUCAUUUACAACCGCAAUGACCCGAGUUCUAACAAUACAGUAGCAGUUGGAAACAGCCUUUCAGGAAGCAUUGUUUUGGCAGAGAGGCUAAACUACGAGGACAGAACGCGGUACCUGGUUUUGGUCCAAGCCAAUGACCGCGCUCCAUUUCCCCCUAACCGACUAACAGCUACCGCAACUUUGACUGUGGAUGUUGAGGAUGGAGACGACCUGGGUCCCAUGUUCCUGCCUUGUGUUUUAGUGAACAACACUCGUGACUGCAACCCCCUCACCUACCGUGCUGCUAUCCCUGAAUUCACUGAACCGAGCAAACUGAACCCACUGAAUGUCACCCCCCCUAUCCGAGCUGUGGACAUGGACAGAAACAUACAGCCCCCAAGUGCCAGACCUGAAAUUCUCUACUACAUCCUGGUUGGUGAACCAAAUACAUAUUCUGCAUAUUUCUCUUUGAACAAAACCACUGCAGAGCUCCGUGUCCUGCAGCCGAUCAGCCGGGAUGUGCAUCAAGCAUUCACAUUAGUCAUAAAGGCUGAACAGGACAAUGGUCAUCCCCUCCCAGCCUACGCUAAACUCGUGAUCGAAAUCCUGGAUGAGAACAACCAGGCACCGUAUUUCCAGUUCGCUACCUAUCAGGGUUACGUGAGUGAGUCCUCCCCAGUGGGUACGACCAUCUCAGCCAGCGCCAACCUUACUGUCCCCCUGGGAAUCAUCGCUUUGGAUAAUGACAUCGAGGAGACAAAAGACCCCAUUCUGAAGAUUACCUUGAGUGACUACACAAUGAUCUUCAGCCUGACCCCAACUGGGAUAAUCCGCUACCUGAGGCUCCUCAAUCCUGUGGACCGGGAAAAGCAGAUGUCCUAUACUUUCACGAUGGUGGCAUCAGAUGGCGUCCAGCAGAGCAGGCCAGUAACUGUCAACAUCCUGGUCAUUGAUGCCAAUGACAAUACCCCCACGUUUGAAAAGGUCUCCUACAGCGUUGAAGUCUUCACGGACAUGCAGCCGGGGGAGACGGUGCUACAGUUGACAGCAUCAGAUGCAGAUGAGGGACUGAAUGGUUUGGUGACUUAUGAGAUACUGGCUGGCGCCCAAGGACAUUUCAUCAUUAGUAAUCGCACUGGACGCAUCACUGUGGCACCUGGUGUCACUUUAACUGUCGGGCGAUCUUACGCGCUCACUGUCAGGGCCUCUGACAAUGCACCAGAGACCCAGAGAAGGAGCUCCAUCACAACAGUCUACAUUGAGGUUUUGCCACCCAACAAUCAGAGCCCCCCACGCUUCCCUCUUCUGACAUACAGCCUAGAAGUCAGCGAAGCUAUGAGGAUAGGAGCUAUUCUCCUCAAUCUGCAGGCCACAGACAGAGAGAAUGAUCCGAUCAGAUAUCACAUUGUGAGUGGAGAUUCCCAGAAGGUCUUUAACCUCUCUGAAACGAUUGGCCUUCUACUUCUGGGCAAGCCUCUGGACAGAGAGACCACUGACCAGUACCGUCUGAUUGUCACAGCCUCAGAUGGCAACCCUGGAGGGACGUCCACGGCUACUGUGAACGUAGUUGUUACUGAUGUCAAUGAUAAUGACCCUACCUUUAACCUCACCAUACCUUCUAAUUUUUCUGUGCGAGAAGAAGAGGCCAACUUGUUCAUAGGACAAGUCAAGGCCACAGAUCCAGAUGCAGGAGCUAAUGGCCAGGUGCACUACCGGAUUGUGAAUCAUCCCGACUUGUUUACAAUAAGUGCUAAUGGAAGCAUCUACACAAGAGUGCCACUUGAUCGGGAGUUAAGAAGUCAGUAUGAUUUGGUGGUUGAAGCCUCAGAUGGUGCAGUAGAUCCACGACGUACCUCUUUCACCGUCUCAGUCCAGGUCACAGAUAUUGAUGACAACAGUCCGGUGUUCUCCCAGAAAACUUAUGUGGUGAAUGUGCCUGAGAACAGCCCUGUGGGAACUGUGGUCCUCCAGCUAAGUGCGGUAGACUUAGAUCUCUUCUCCAAUGUCACUUAUCGGAUCACGACUGAAUCGGCCAGGCAGCUGUUUUCCCUGAACCCUGUAACGGGGGUGUUAGUUGUACUGCAGCCCCUGGACUUUGAGGACCUGGCUGCUAUGAGCAUGGGGGCCUCUUAUACAUUCCAGGUGGAAGCUGUCGACCAAAGAGGGGUCAUGCCUCCUGGGCAAGCAACCGUCACAGUCCGCAUCACGGACAUGAAUGACUUCUCCCCCAUCUUUAGCCAAGACCUAUAUAAAGGCAUGGUGGCACCCAAUGCGGAGAAAGGAACAGUCAUCACCACAGUUUUUGCUGAAGACCAAGACCCACCAGGUACUCCAGCCAGUUUUGUUCGAUAUAGAGUGGACCUGAACAGAUCACCGUACAGUGGGAGCAUUUUUGAUGUAGAAGAGGAAAGUGGGAGAGUUAUCACUAAGGUCAACCUCAAUGAAGAGCCCAGUGUCACCUUUAAGCUGUUUGUGAUAGCCUAUGACAAUGGGGAGCCAGUGAAGUCUAAUAGUACUUUGGUGGAGAUUACUGUCCUUCAGCCUUCUCGCAUCCCAAUCUUCACCCAGGAGGAGUAUGGGUUCCCUCCAGUUAGUGAGCUGGCUCCUGUUGGCACUUCAGUGGGGAUUAUUCUAGCUGCUGCUAUCAAUCAAACGAUCUUCUACUCCAUUGUUGCGGGAAAUGAACUAGGUCAUUUUCAGGUAAACAACAGGACAGGCGUCAUCUCCACGGCAAAACUACUGGAUUAUGAAAAUGUGACCAGCUAUGUCCUCAGGGUCCAGGCCGACUCCAUGGUGGUUGUCAUGGCCAACCUGCGUGUCCCUUCUAAAACUAACACAGCCAAGGUGUUCAUUGAGGUUCAAGAUGAGAACGACCACCCUCCCGUUUUCUCCAGGAAGCUCUACAUAGGCGGCGUGACAGAAGACACUAAGAUUUUCAGCUCAGUGCUCAAGAUAGUGGCCACUGAUAAGGACACCAGGAAUUACAGUGCUAUGGCAUACCGCCUGAUUAUCCCACCGACACCAGAGGGCCAGGACAGCUUUGUCAUUGAGACCUACACGGGUAUUGUCAAGUCAGCCAUCAUGUUUCGGAACAUGCGCAGAUCCUACUUCAAGUUUGAAGUUAUUGCUACUGAUGACUAUGGAAAAGGUCUUAGCAGCAGCGCUGACGUGGUGGUUUCUGUGGUCAACGCAUUGGACAUGCAGGUUGUCGUGCCCACUGUCCCACCCACUUUAGUGGAGGAGAAGAAGGAAGAGCUCAUUAGUAUUCUGGAGCGCCAUGUCCAGGACCAGAUUCCAGGUGCCAAGGUGAUUGUAGAGUCCAUUGGUCCACGUCGUCACGGUGAUGGCUUUGAGCUAGAAGACUACUCUAUGUCAGACCUGAUGGUAUAUGCCAUUGACCCGCUCACAAACAGGGCCAUUUCACGUCAGGAGCUCUUCAAAUUUCUUGAUGGGAAUGUGCUGGAAAUAAAUAAGGAGUUUCAGCCACACCUGGGUGAAGGUGGCCGCAUUCAUGAGAUUCGCUCCCCAGAUGUUGUGGCCAGCGUGAAGAAGGCUGCCCAGGCUGUCGGCUACACAGAGGGUGCUCUCCUGGCCCUGGCAAUCAUCAUUAUCCUUUGCUGCAUCCCUGCCAUCCUCAUCGUCAUGGUCACCUACAAACAGUUCAAAGAGCGACAAGCAGAGUGUGCCAAAACUGCCAGGAUUCAGAUGGCUUUACCACCGGGAGGGAAAGCAGCUCCAGCAGCUGCUCCCACUGCUAACCUCUAUGAAGAGUUGGGCGACAGCAGCAUGAGGCGAGGGUACGGCCGACAGCAACAGCAACUGCUGAGGCCAUCUCUUCUGAGACCUGAGGAACUAUCCAUGGAGUCUGGUAUCGACCCAGGCCAGGACUACUACACACAGGACUACUAUAAUUAUGACCAAGGGUACGACUUUCCUCAGUAUGGCAGUCGGCGGAGGCUGAUAUCUCCUAUGUAUGAUGAAUAUGGAGAGGUUAUUGUGGAGGAUGAUGGGUAUUACUACAGUCCACAUGGCCCUGAGGGCCGGGGCAGAGGCAGGGGCCGUGGUGGGAUGCGAGGUAAAGGUCCACAGAAGAGAGUUGCAUUUAGGGAUUUGUCACCAGAGGAUGAAAUUGAACAAGCUGAGCCAGCAGAGGAGGGGGAGCCUUCUAAGGCUGCCAAGAAACUGAAGUCUGUCAUGAAACUCAGCAAACUUCUGGCAGCCAGCAAGGGAGGAGAACAGCCAUCUGAUGCAGGUCCUUCUGGCACAUCACCAUGGAAGAAAGCCAAGAUGUUCAAGAUGUUUGGCACCGGGAAGACGGACAAGGAUUAUGCCAAACUGAUGUCUGCUCGCCGUAUUGACAGCCAGGAGAGUCUAGCUGAUGGACCAGCACUGGCGGGGCCAAUAGACAGCAAGUCUGAUGCCCGCAGCAGGCUUGGAAAAGUUUUGAGGAAAAUCAACUUAGGCACCAAGUUGCAGGUCCGGAGGAAGUCACAGAGUAGUGUGAGUCGUGGCUCGGCCACUGGCAGCGAAGUAGAUGAGGAGGCCUCACAAGCAGCCAGUGAGGAUGAUAGGUCUAAGGUGUCCAUUAGUGUGACAGAAAGUGAGCCAGAAGCAGGCGCUAGUGGAAGCAGUAAAGAGAAGGGCUCUGAUGAUGAAACCUCAGAGAAAAGCAGUGUUGACAGAGAUUAUCUCAAAGUAGAUUUGGACCGGGAUGAUGCCAAUGAAAGCACCGUGGACUCGGAGGAAGAGCCUGAUGAAGAGCCAGAAGAUUCUGAUGAGGAAAGCAAGUCUAAGUCUGAAGGAGAAGAGACAGAGAAGGAAUCUGUCAGUGAGAAAGAAUCAGAGUCAGAGAAGGAGUCAGAAUCAGAGAAGACAUCAGCUACAGAACAAGAGUCAGAUACAGAAAAAGAGUCUGAGUCUGAGGCAGAGUCCAAAUCUGAGGAAGAAACAGAAUCACGAACAGGCACAGCAACAGAGGAGGGAUCAAGCACAGAAAAGGAUUCAGAAACAGAGAAAGACUCUGAAGAUGAGUCUGAGAAAGCUUCAGGCAGCACUAGAGAAAGCGGGUCUUCUGUCCGCUCUUCCAUCAGAUCCUCUGCCACUGAAGCCAGCAAGGAGAGUAGUGCUUCUAGAGAGAGUGUCAGUGGGAGUGGGAGUGCCAGUGUCAGUGGUAGCAGACAAAGUGAAAGUGCAAGUGAGAGUGGAACUGGUAGUGGUAGUAGUGCUGCAUCUUUAUCUGGCACUAGUGUUAGGUCAUCACAGAGAACCAGAUCAUCAGUAGCAACCUCAGAAAAGUCCAGUGAAAAGCUAAGUGAAGCCGAGUCAGGGACAGGGACAGCCAGCGAGACAGAGGCAGAGUCAGGUUCAGGAAGUGAAGGCUCUUUAUCUCGGUCCAGCCAGAGAAAAAUGUCUGAUUCAGACCUGAGUUCCUUGGGCAGUGUGAGGUCAACUGGUUCCAGGUCAACUAGCAGCAGCCGAAGUUCUCAAAAGUCUCUCCUGAGCCGAGGAUCUGAGGACACAAUCACAGAGGAGAGUGAAGAGGAAGAAUCUGAGACUGCUGAUGAGAGCAAAGAGUCUACUAGCGAGCUCAGUGAUGACGCAUCUUCUAGGAGGUCCAGUGUGGCAUCUGGAGACCCUGGACCCUCUGCCCCUUACGCUGGUCCUGAGAUCAGAAGUAUCAGUGACAUCUCUGAACAGACAUAUGGAGGACUAUCACCUAUCACUGAGGUGGAUGAGGAUGCCAUCUCCUCUGACAGAUCUUCAGUCAGGGACUCUGCAUCAGGGGCCCGCAGUGCAUCAAAGAGCUCAGAAGAAACAUCAGAUGCUGAUUCAGGUUCUGAGGGAAAGUCAACUGCAUUCUAG